Messenger RNA from Eimeria maxima, 819 nucleotides. RefSeq lists its product as hypothetical. The transcript has a single exon. Lineage: Eukaryota; Apicomplexa; Conoidasida; Eucoccidiorida; Eimeriidae. The coding region runs from base 1 to 819 and encodes 272 amino acids. The record is from RefSeq and is a predicted model, not a curated record.
AUGGCAAACAAUCGGGAGCAGGCCCCUUACACGGCAGUUUGUGACAGCGACAUAUCUCAGCAUGCGUCUUCUGGGCUUGAAUUGAGCUGCAAUAUAUCACAGCCGGGCCCUUCCAAUGCAGACCCAACGGCUGUGCAUCAGCCGCAGUCCUCACGGCAAGUGUAUAGACAACUUUUUUUUGACUGUAAGUUACACGUGGUGCUUCAGAAGCUUCUGAGCAGGAACAGAACUGGAGGGGUUGCACCAGAUGACGCUCCACCUGAGACGCGCGACUCCGCAGAACUGCAGCUCACAGACACAGAAGUGGCACGCCUGAUGCGACAGCACCUCAACAUUCUGAUUUCCAGUCAAAGUGCAACGGAAGCGGAAGUGAUAAAGGCAGCCAAGACUCUGGAGCAACGAUUUGCUCAGCCUGCAGCAGACGCGUCGCAGUCUAGAACGAUCGACGUGGAGAUAAGGACAGAUGCACGACCGGAUUGGGAUUCGUUUCGCCCCCGUUCAUCUAUUCAUGCAGAAGGAGGGAUACGAAGGGAAUCACAAGCUGAUAGUAUGCGGCCAGCAAACUGUCAGAUUAGCGAAACUGACUGCACACAGGAGAGCCAAGCCAGCUACCUAGAGCACAAUAUCACUGGGCUGCCUCUCUCACAAACCCAAGACGCACCAACCGCAGAGCAAGCGAGUAACUCCGAGUCACCACAGGGGCUCUUAGACAGCGCUUUUUUCAGUGCUGUUGGGGAAGAAGUGCACUAUGCAGCCCCCGCCGAAGGUGGUGAGAAUCCAAGGAAAAAGCUGUGCCGGAAAGUACUCCACAGGGUUUAG